Monodelphis domestica (gray short-tailed opossum) is the source of this 4626-nucleotide messenger RNA. It is a transcript of the gene ASAP3, whose product is annotated as ArfGAP with SH3 domain, ankyrin repeat and PH domain 3. The record is from RefSeq and is a predicted model, not a curated record. Gene Ontology annotation, cellular component: focal adhesion; ruffle; intracellular membrane-bounded organelle. Gene Ontology annotation, biological process: regulation of stress fiber assembly; positive regulation of GTPase activity; cell migration. NCBI's taxonomy places the organism in Eukaryota, Metazoa, Chordata, Mammalia, Didelphimorphia, Didelphidae. Gene Ontology annotation, molecular function: GTPase activator activity; protein binding.
AGGAGGAGGAACCCGGCCUGCUUUGGCCUUCCUCAGCCUCUGGCUGAGGGGCUUGGGCCGGGUGGGGCCUUCCCCAGGGUCCCCUGGAAUGCGCUGCUCCAGUUUCUCAAAGCUCUUUGUGCGGAGGUUUCCUGAGCGGCUUCUCCUAGCCUGCCCUUCUGGCUGGGAGUGAGAGAAUGUGAGGUCAGGGACUGAAGCUGCCUCUCCCUACCUUGUCCAAGGCAAACGGAUCCUGAGGCCUCUGUUCUAGCAUCUGGAAAGUGGGCACAGCAGCGGCUUCACCGCCGAGUGCCGGCAGCGAAAUGCCCCGGAAACCUCAGAAAUGUAUUUUGUUCGCCUCUUAGAGACGUGCUUUAGACAUCGGUCCCCCUCGGACUGACUCCUAGGCUCUGGAGGCUGGGAUCCCCCCUCUGCCCCCGAGCGGGGCCUUACUUGGGGACCUCUAGGCUACCGUCCUCAUUUGGCAGAUGAAGAAAUGGAGGCACAGCAUCAGGGAUGGAGAGAUUGAAUCAAGACGAAACAACCUCCUUCAUUCUACAGGAGGGCCAUCGGGCAAGGGCAGCCGUACCCUUGAAGGGGACCAAGCCAUCUUGCAGAGAAUAAAGAAAUCAGUGCGGACGAUUCAUAACUCUGGCCUUGCCCAUGUGGAGAAUGAAGAACAGUAUAGUGAGGCCCUGGAGACCUUUGGGAAUAGCCAACUCUCCCAGAACAACCAUGAGCUGUCCACAGGCUUUCUGAACCUGGCUGUGUUCACUCGAGAGGUGGCUGCCCUCUUCAAAAAUCUGGUACAGAAUCUGAAUAACAUUGUUUCUUUUCCCCUGGACAGCCUGCUGAAGGGGCAGCUAAGGGAUGGUCGACAGGAUUCCAGGAAGCAGGUGGAAAAGGCAUGGAAAGACUAUGAAGCCAAAAUGACCAGGCUGGAGAAGGAGAAGGAGCGGUCCAGAAUGCCUGGAGGGGGUCCUGGAGAGGCAGCCCAGGACACCCAGAGAGAGCGACGAGUCUUCCAGCUGCACAUGUGUGAGUACCUGCUCAAAGCCAGUGAGAGCCAGAUGAAGCAAGGUCCUGACUUCCUGCAGAGCCUCAUUAAAUUCUUCCAUGCCCAGCAAAACUUUUUCCAAGAUGGCUGGAAGGCAGCUCAAAGCCUGUCUCCCUUCAUUGAGAAAUUGGCAGCCUCAGUGCAUUCGCUGCACCAGGCCCAUGAGGAGGACAUUCAGAAGCUCACACAGAUCCGGGACUCUCUCCGGGGUGCCCUGCAGCUGGAGAGCAGAGAGCAGGAAAACUCAAGUCGGAAGAACUCUGGGGGUGGCUACAGCAUCCACCAACAUCAAGGGAAUAAGCAAUUUGGGACAGAGAAAUCGGGCUUUCUGUACAAGAAGAGUGACGGAAUUCGGAGAGUUUGGCAGAAGAGGAAAUGUGGAGUCAAAUAUGGUUGCCUGACCAUCUCUCACAGCACGAUCAAUCGGCCCCCCGUGAAGCUGACCCUGCUGACCUGCCAAGUGAGGCCUAGUGUGGAGGAGAAGAAGUGUUUUGACCUAGUGACCCAUAACCGGACGUACCACUUUCAGGCUGAGGAUGAGCAUGAGUGUGAGGCGUGGGUGUCCGUGUUACAGAACAGCAAAGAUGAGGCCCUGAGCAGUGCCUUCCAUGGAGAAUCGGGAGGUGGGCUUCAAGGGAACCCAGGAGGGGCUGGGCUGGAUGGGGACCUUCGGGACCUCACCAGGCUGGUUAUUGCUGAGAUCAAAGGCAGACCUGGGAAUGGCUAUUGCUGCGACUGUGGGGCAUCAGACCCCACAUGGCUCAGCACCAACCUGGGCAUCCUCACCUGCAUCCAGUGCUCAGGCGUGCACCGGGAACUCGGUGUGCGCUUCUCCCGGAUCCAGUCGCUCACCCUGGAUGUGUUGGGGCCCACAGAGCUGCUGCUGGCUGUGGGCAUUGGAAAUACGCAGUUCAAUGAGAUUAUGGAAGCCCAGCUCGGCCUGAAUGGUGCCACCAAACCCUCGAGUGAGAGUGACAUGAACACCCGAAGAAACUACAUUGUUGCCAAGUAUGUGGAACACAGGUUUGCUUGCCGAGGCGGGUAUGAGCCCCACAGGCUCUGGACAGCAAUUUGCAACCGGGACCUCCCAGCCGUGCUGGAAGCCUUUGCCAAUGGCCUGGACUUUGGGCAGCCACUGCCCCGGCCAGAUGGGCAGACAUCCGGAGAGCUCGCUCUGCACCUGGCCAUCCGCCUUGCUGACCAGGCCUCCCUGCCCCUGGUGGAUUUCAUCAUCCAGAAUGGAGGCCACGUGGAUGCCAAGGCCCCAGACGGGAACACGGCUCUGCACCUCGGGGCCCUGCACAACCAGCCAGACUGCCUCAAGCUGCUGCUCAAAGGGAGAGCCUCUGUGGGCACAGUGAACGACGAUGGUGAUACCGCCUUGGAAGUGGCCCGGAAGAAUAAGCACAAAGAGUGUGAAGACCUGCUGGAACAGGCCCAGGCUGGGAGCCUCCUCCUCCCAUUCCACAUAGACUAUCCCUGGGGGGUUUCCGUGGACCCCGGAUCCGAGAGCGAGGAGGAGGAAGAUGACAAGCGCUGCCCCAUCAAACUCCCAGCCCCAGCAAAGCCUCGAUGGGGCUGUACAGGCCUGGACAUAAGCAACAAGACCUAUGAGACCAUCGUUAGCCUGGGGCCCAGCCAGAGCAGCAACAGAAGCCACAGUGAGGAGCUCCCUCCUCCUCUCCCUGUCAAGAGUCCUUCUCGGGCUUCUUCCCAAGGUCGGAUAAGACAUGGGAGCGGAGAUGGCCCAGAAGUUCUCAGCCCAGGCUCAGAGCCACCUGGAUCCAUGGAGUCUCCAUCCGUGUUUAGUCCAUCCACCUCUAGCAUCCCCAGCCCCACAGAAAGCAUUCUUGCCAGGCCCACCAGCUGUAGCUCCUCAGGUUCCCGAGUCCCAGGCCAGACAGAGCCCUACUUGGAGGAAAGCCUGUGGGAGCCCUCAGGGACAGCUCAUCCUCCCUUGCCCUCAGGAGCCACCCCUCCUGAGCAGCUCCCCCCAGUCAGGUUCAGCUCAGAGAGUACUCGUUCCUAUCGUCGGAGUAGUCGGGGUCUGGAAGACACCCCCGCAGGCCGGCAGCUGCCCCCCGGGCCUGUGACCAGAAGAGCUGUGUCGAUCCCCAUCCCCAGCCAGCCGCAGGGGAAAUCGAAGAGGACCAAGUCCCUGCCAGACAACAGGAUGGAGGACCCCCGAACCCCCCCAGCCUCCUCCCAGGGAGAAGCCAGUGUGGCCCCAUACUCUGAGGAUGAGCAGAGCUGGGAUGGUGUUGCUGAAGUCGAAGGCUCCAGAGCAGGCCUCCUCUUGGCCGGUUCUGUGAAACUUUCAGAAGACUGACCCCCCACCCCCACCCCCACCGCCCUGCCCUGGCUGGGCCUGGGCCAGCCCCAUCAACAUAUAUGAACAGCAUAUAUGAACAUGAACACCAUAUAUGCCUCAUUCUGAGGCAGCGGCAAUUGGAGAGGGGAUUCUGGGGAGGGUCGGGGUCAGCUUUCCAGCUGCGUCCUGGACCCCCGUCACCGUUUCUAUUUGAACACUGUCACCGGGGUGACAGUCCAGCUGAAAGUCUAGUUUUCACUAUUUUCCUCUGGCCUUGGAGGUGGGUUCAAGGAUGGGACUUGAAACUUACUAGCUAGUCACUCACCUAACAGACUAAAAACAAUUCUCUAUCACCCCCCCCAAGACAAGGACUACAUCUCCCCGAUCAAAUGUAGGGGGAAGGGGUGCUAUGCUUUCCUCCUCAUUUAUUCAUUUAACAAACAUCUCCUGCCCCCUUCUUUGUGCUGGACCUCAUUGCCCAGAGGAAUCAGUCCCUGCCCUCUAGUUUACCUAGGGAAGCUUACGGUGGGUGGAAGGUAGGGACAGUCUCCUCCAUCAGGACCAAGGGAAAAGCCUCAGGGCUCAGAGAUCUCAGGGUGGGAGAUCAUUCAGGCUGGGCAGUUGCUAGGGCUGGUCCUUGAACCCUGGCCAUAGGACAGUGUAGGUGAAGGGGAGAGAAGGCAGCAGGUUGAGUAAGCAAAGCCAGAGUUCUGUCCCCUGCAGGAGAAAACAGGAAGAGGUUCCCUUCAUGCUUAGGGUCUGGGAAAAGAAGAAAGAAAGGGAAAGUAGGAAUAAAUGGGUGAUCCUUCUCUCCCUCCCCUCUUCUCCAACCAAUUCUGAUUUCAUAAACUCAGAGUUUUCUUGCCUGGAAAGAGGAAGAAAAGAGAAGGGUUUAUGGGUAGACGUGAUCCUUUGAGUAGUGAAGAAAUGAAUUAAAGAAGUGAGGUUUUGCCCCACAAAAAAAAAAAAAAAUCUCUGCCAGCAGCCUAUCCCAGAGUCCAAUAUUCUAUCAUGAGAAAUCUUUGGAAACCUGAAUUCAGGCUUUUAUCAGUCUCCUGGAGUUCUCAGCAAACAUUAAGAUGUUCUUGAAAAAGGGAUCAAAAGAUAGGAAGGAACCCAGGGCCCUUGGCAGGGGUGACAUCUUUCUGUAAGGAGACACUUUUCCCUGCAGAUGUGCCUGGCUCCAUGGUUCUUGGAGGACUGGGGCACUCUCUUACUGGUUCAUCUCAGACUUUUUGUUUCACUGAUUUUGAAUAAAGGUUUGUCAUUGUUAUUUUCA